This is a messenger RNA of Olea europaea var. sylvestris, 507 nucleotides long. RefSeq lists its product as uncharacterized. The coding region runs from base 1 to 507 and encodes 168 amino acids. The transcript is spliced from 3 exons. Lineage: Eukaryota; Viridiplantae; Streptophyta; Magnoliopsida; Lamiales; Oleaceae. The record is from RefSeq and is a predicted model, not a curated record.
AUGCUCUAUACUAUUAUACUUGAAUUCCUCAAUUUGGAAAGAGAUUUUAGUAUUGAGAGGGCUACAAAGUUAGGGGCUAAAGUUUUCACUGGCACAACCGAUCUUGCAGUUGUGCAGGUAUGGAUGACCAAGAUAGAGAGAGUAUUUGAUAUUAUAGAUUGCUCAGACGAUCGGAAGUUGUGUCUUAUCACUUUCUCAUUAGAGGAGGGUGCAUAUAAUUGGUGGCAGUCGGUACGAAGUACAUAUCUAGACCCUUCCAUCAUUACUUGGACAGAUUUUAGUCGUAUAUUUUAUUAUGCCUAUUACCCUAGGUCCUAUAAAGAUGCAAGGCAGGAGAAAUUUUUGAAUCUAGUACAAGGACGAUUUGAAAAUGGGUUAAGGGAAGAAAUUCGGUUAGUAGUAACAACUGCAGGCCGGAAUAUAUUUGGCAAAUUGGUGGAAUCAGCUUUAAGAGUAGAAAAGAGCAUUUCUGAUAGGCCUGAUGAUAGAGAACAAACAACUAUUUAG